AGAUCCACAUUCAACGAUCCUUCAAACAUCAAAUUUUUAGGUUAAGUGUUGUUUUUUUUAUUUGAUACUGUUUGGAAUAAAUCCAAAACGUUAACGCAGUUAAAUUGUACUUUUCAUGCAAUGUAAUUUGCGAUAAAUAAUUACUCAAAGGAUACUCAACAAAAUGAACUUGGGACCGACAAAUCAAUACGGUAAUGGUUUAUUAUAUGCGGGAUUUAAUCAAGAUCAAGGUUGUUUCGCCUGCGCGACGACCAGAGGUUUUCGUGUGUACAAUUGCGACCCCUUAAAAGAGAAGGAGCGGCAGGAUUUUGACGACGGCGGGCUUAGUUACGUUGAAAUGUUGUUCAGGUGUAAUUAUUUGGCGUUGGUCGGCGGAGGGACGAAACCACUGUUCCCACCGAACCGAGUAAUGGUCUGGGACGACCUGAAGAAAACCACACCAAUAUCAUUAGAUUUUAGCGCACCAGUUCUUGCCGUUAGAUUACGACGGGAUCGAAUAGUCGUCGUUUUAGAGGGUGUCAUUAAAGUGUAUACGUUCACGCAAAAUCCACAGCAGCUGCACGUCUUUGAGACAAGCGCAAAUCCGAAAGGCCUCUGCGUACUAUGCCCUAACAGUAACAAUUCUUUGCUGGCAUUUCCCGGUCGAAAGGUCGGCCACGUGCAGGUCGUAGAUCUGGCAAAUACCGAAAAAUCUCCUUUAGAUAUAGCGGCGCACGAGACGUCCCUGAGCUGCAUAUCGUUGAAUUUGCAAGGGACGCGGCUAGGUACUGCCAGUGAGAAAGGUACGUUGAUACGAGUUUUCGAAACCACCACCGGGCAGAAAUUGACUGAAUUGCGAAGAGGUGCGCACCAGGCGAUGAUUUACUGCAUUAGUUUCAAUCAUACGUCAUCGUGCUUGUGUGUGGCCUCUGAUCAUGGUACUGUUCACAUAUUCUCACUGGACGAUCAGAAAUUAAAUAGGCAAUCAUCACUUGCUAACGCAACGUUCCUACCGAAAUACUUUGCAUCAAAAUGGUCAUUUUGCAAAUUUACGGUGCCGAAUGGUCCACCGUGCGUAUGUGCUUUUGGAGCUGAUAAUAAUUCCAUAAUAGUUAUAUGUGCCGAUGGAUGUUACUAUAAGUUUAUAUUCAAUAGUAAAGGGGAUUCGACGAGAGAUGUAAGUGCGCAGUUCCUCGAAAUGACUGAUGACCAUCCAUAGCUUUAUGGAUUUCAUU
Molecule: messenger RNA, 1214 nt
Organism: Photinus pyralis (common eastern firefly)
Lineage: Eukaryota; Metazoa; Arthropoda; Insecta; Coleoptera; Lampyridae
Product: WD repeat domain phosphoinositide-interacting protein 3
Exons: 5
Coding region: 164-1198 (344 amino acids)
Biological process (GO): nucleophagy; protein lipidation; autophagy of mitochondrion
Cellular component (GO): cytosol; extrinsic component of membrane; phagophore assembly site membrane
Molecular function (GO): phosphatidylinositol-3,5-bisphosphate binding; protein binding; phosphatidylinositol-3-phosphate binding
Source: RefSeq, a predicted model, not a curated record